UCUCUCACUCUUGGAGGCUGAGGCCACACCCCUUCCGGUCGUUUUGUUGUGUCGGCUGCUGGCUUCAAACAUUUCAGGCAUCAGGCUGGAGCGUUCAGUAACAGCGUUCAAGUUGCUGCGGAGGCUGAGCAGCUGUGGUGGUGUCUGUGGUGGCGGUACCUCUUCCCUGUUCGGCUUGUGAACCCUGUUUUUUUUGUGUGUGUUUUCUUUUGGUUUGUCCUUCACACGUGUGCAGUGUCUUUUUCUCCUGGUGCCCUUCCCUUGAGAUCUACUCCUUCUCCCGUUGACACUCUCCACUUGGUGAUUGGCAGGAGGAGGAGAGUCUGACGGAGGAGCAGAGGAAUGUUGGCAGCCAACAACGGAGGAAACAUGGACUCUUCACAAAAAAAAUGUAAACACAGCAAUGGAGUGAGAUGUCGGACCUCUGAGGAGGAUAAGGAUGGUUCAGCAACAACAGCAAAAAGAGAUGAAUCACUGAGUUGUGAGCAAUGUGGCAAGACUUUUAUCACAGCAACAAAGUUAAGAAUUCACAAAUGUAUUCACACUGUGGACAAAUCAUUCAGCUGUGAUCAGUGUGGAAGAGCUUUUACUCAUGUGUGCAAUUUAAAAUCCCACCAACUCAUUCACGGUGGAGUUAAACCAUUCAGCUGUGAUCAGUGUGGAAAGGCUUUUACUGAGAAGAGUAACUUAAUAAGACAUCAACUCAUUCACAGUGGAGUUAAACCAUUCAGCUGUGAUCAGUGUGGAAAGGCUUUUGCUGACAAGAGUACAUUAAGAAGUCAUCAACUCAUUCACAGUGGAGUUAAACCAUUCAACUGUGAUCAGUGUGGAAAGGCUUUUACUGACAAGAGUUACUUAAAAAGUCAUCAGCUCAUUCACAGUGGAGUUAAACCAUUCACCUGUGAUCAGUGUGGAAAGGCUUUUACUCACAAGAGCACUCUAGCAAGUCAUCAACUUAUUCACAGUGGAGUGAAAUUGUUCGGCUGUGAUCAGUGUGGAAAGGCUUUUACUCGGAAGAGUCACUUAAAAAGCCAUCUACUCAUUCACAGUGGAGUUAAGCCAUUCAGCUGUGAUCAGUGUGUGAAAACAUUAACUCAGCAUGAACAGUUGUUGAUCCAUCAAUGCCCCCAUUCUGGUAGAAAGCCGUACCACUGUGAGUCCUGUGAAAAAACUUUCAAGCACCAACAGGACUUAAAACGUCACCAACGCAUCCACACUGGACAUGAUGUGUACGUAUGUGAUCACUGUGGUGAACCAUUUGUUUUGUACUCACAGUUAAAAGCUCAUGAAGUGACCCACACUGGGGUUAAACCAUACCUUUGUGACCAGUGUGGGAAACGCUACAGCUACAUUGAAUGCCUCAAAGUUCACCAACGUGUCCACACUGGGGAGAGACCAUACAGAUGUGACGAGUGUAAGAAGACUUUUACAACUUUGGGUUCCCUGAAACAACACCAGCAGAUCCACACCAGAAAGAAAGCAUUCAGUCAGUGUCACAGUGAGAACGGAACAGAUGGACAAAACUCUCAGACUUGUCAGCACUCUUCCAAUGGUGAACAGUGCUGCUUUGACCAGUCUGGACCAAUGUCCAACCAACAGGGAACCCUACGACGACACCAGCGUAUGCAUACUGGACACAGACUGAACCCCUGCCAAGAAGAUUUGUCCAUGCAGGGUUCAGUAAAAGUUCAUGAAGUCCUCCACAAACUUAAAGUCCUUGAGAUCCGGCUUCACAGAAUUCAGGUCUAAUUUCGUGUUUAGUGUCUUUGUUGCUUUGUUGUAAAAUCCAUUAAGAGGAAAGCUGUCGUUAACAGACGUGACUGGUAAAUUAAUUAAACCAUUCAAAGUGGUUACUCAGUUAAAUGAAUUAUCAGUGGUAGAGGGAUAGACGUCUGGAUGGAGGCAGUGAGCAGCAGGGUGAAUUUAUUAACUCUAUCUAUCUAUCUAUGAAGAAUCUCUAAUAUUGAACAAGUAGAUCAAAUAAUCUCAGAAUAUGUGUGAGUUGAAAUAUAAAAAACAUGAAGUGUUGGAUGAAAAGUCCAAUCUUUGAAAGCUGACAUGUAGUUUAGAAUCAUUUCUUUGUAAAUUAGCUGCAUCCAGUCAUUACCAUGACAUUGGCAUCAUGGAACCACGACCACAUCCGUAUGUGUCUGGAGAUAGUGGCAUUUUUGUAACGGCACAUUUUCAUGCUUUGAAAGGUACAGUGAGGGAAAAAAGUUUUCAGACACCCUGAAAAUUUUUACACAUCUUAAAUAUUAUCAUGAAAUAUUUGUUGAAAAGUC
Acanthochromis polyacanthus (spiny chromis) is the source of this 2282-nucleotide messenger RNA. RefSeq names its product zinc finger protein OZF-like. The transcript is spliced from 5 exons. Gene Ontology annotation, cellular component: nucleus. NCBI's taxonomy places the organism in Eukaryota, Metazoa, Chordata, Actinopteri, Pomacentridae. Bases 343 to 1749 code for a protein of 468 amino acids. The record is from RefSeq and is a predicted model, not a curated record.